Molecule: messenger RNA, 1603 nt
Organism: Telopea speciosissima
Lineage: Eukaryota; Viridiplantae; Streptophyta; Magnoliopsida; Proteales; Proteaceae
Product: UNC93-like protein 3
Exons: 10
Coding region: 6-1316 (436 amino acids)
Biological process (GO): potassium ion homeostasis
Source: RefSeq, a predicted model, not a curated record
UUGCCAUGGAGCCGAUUGAGUCUCUGGAAGCAGCAAAGCCACUGCUUCAAAAAGAUUUGCCGCCGAGGAGUCGAGCUAGGGAUGUUCAUAUAUUGACCAUGGCUUUCCUAUUGAUAUUUCUGGCUUUUGGAGCUGCUCAGAAUUUGCAGAGUACCUUAAAUUCGGAGCAAAAUUUGGGUUCUACUUCGCUGGGGAUACUGUACCUCUCCCUCACCCUUUUCUCUGUAGUAGCUUCUCCUGUGGUCCGGAUUUUGGGCUCCAAGAAUUCCCUGGUUCUCGGAACUACUGGUUAUUUGCUCUUCAUAGCUGCUAAUUUGAAACCAUCCUGGUAUACCAUGGUGCCAGCUUCUUUUUAUAUGGGAUUUGCUGCUUCAAUAACUUGGAUUGGACAGGCAACAUAUCUCACCAAAGCGGCAUGGCAGCAUGCAGAAGACAACCAUUUACAUGAUGGAACGGUCAUUGGUAAGUUUAAUGGAGAAUUUUGGGGAAUGUUCGCCAGUCAUCAGUUCAUUGGGAAUCUGUUAUCUCUAGCUUUGUUGACAAAUGGAGAGGGAGGAAGCACCAGUGGAACGACAUUAUUAUUCAUUGUCUUUCUUGGAAGCAUAACCCUGGGUACCAUACUGAUGUGCUUUUUACAAAAAAUGGAUGGUCAAGGGGAGGAAGGGCCACCAAAAUCAUCAGUCAGUUUCUAUUCUUCAAUGCCAUCUCUCUUCAAGCUGGUCAUCACUCCCUUGCUUGAUGGGCGGAUGCUGUUGAUCAUCCCUCUUAUCGCAUAUUCAGGCUUGCAGCAAGCAUUUGUAUGGGCUGAAUUUACCAAGUAUGUUGUAACACCAGCGCUUGGUGUCUCGGGCAUAGGUGGUGCAAUGGCAGUUUAUGGGGCUUUUGAUGUAGCAAGUUCAUUGACUGCUGGGCGAUUUACAUCUGGUCUCCCAUCAAUUACCUUUAUCGUUGCUGGUGGAGCUUUUAUUCAGGUCAUUGUACUGCUAUGGCUUUUGCUGAAAUACAGGUUAACCAGUGGGGUACUUGGCUUUGUGUACCCACUUCUUAUGUCAGCCAUGUUGGGAAUCGGUAAUGGGAUAUUCAACACACAGCUGAACGCGCUGCUUGGAAUGUUAUUCAGACAUGACAUGGAGGGGGCAUUUGCCCAACUGAAGGUCUGGCAGAGUGCAACCGUAGCAGUUGUGUUCUUUCUGAGCCCAUACAUAACAUUUCUGUCAAUGUUGGUGCUGAUGCUUGCUGCUCUCUGUCUCUCAGUUGCUGGGUUUCUAUUUCUGACGCUGCAGGUGGAAAAGGCUUUUACUUCUACUGAAUCUUGAUAUUGGCAAUGAAAAUAGCUAUGAUUUUUCUGCGUCUCGUGGCUUGGAUACUGUCACUGUUCAGUUGCAUGAAUAAUCUCCUAUAUACAGUACUGGUCUAUGCAGAAGGCGUCUGUUGUCCAGCUUCUCUGUGAUGGAUUGAAAUGCUUGAAAAUGAUCUUCAUUUUGAAGAUAGAUCAAUGGUAAAAUAAGUGGUUUUCAAGCUCUAUUGCAAAUCUCAUCUUUGAGCCAUCAGCACCUUUUGUGGGAUUGGGGUUCGUUCAUUCAUUGUAACCUUAUUUUUAUAU